This is a messenger RNA of Theileria equi strain WA, 3987 nucleotides long. RefSeq lists its product as hypothetical. Bases 1 to 3987 code for a protein of 1328 amino acids. Lineage: Eukaryota; Apicomplexa; Aconoidasida; Piroplasmida; Theileriidae. The transcript is spliced from 3 exons. The record is from RefSeq and is a predicted model, not a curated record.
AUGGACGAAAGCGUCUACCGUCGCGUUAGAUCUCAGAACGUGGACCAAUUUUCGUCUCCUGGCAAUCCUUCCACUCAGGCAGGUCGUGCGCCAGGGCAUUUUAGCGCUCAGUCGUCCUCUCACUCGCAAACGAACGUCCCUCCUACGAUUAACCUCAAGACUUUGAAAAAUGCAUCCCUGAGCUGCGCGAAAAACUUGACCAACAAGCUCAAAAACCUCUCAAACGCCUCAACUUCACGAAUUCCUCGGGGUGGACAUGGAGGAAACGCCUACGGUAGCUCUCAAGGGAAUUCAUACGGCUCAUCUCACCAAGAUGGACGUUACGGUCAGGCAGAGGGAAAUGCAACUCACUACAGUGCAAAUCCGAAUUCACUAAAGAGCAUUGCGACUAGACUGGCGUCAUCAACUGAGAGUAUAAUGACUCACAGGGAACUAGUGGCAGUGAUUGAGCGACUUCUAACAUGGUCAGAAGGACCUAUGCAGGUAUCUCUAGAAAAGGACCGGUACGGAGCACCAACGAGAGAGUCCAUCAACAACUUUUCUAUCAUCAACUCAUUUCUACUGGAAAAGACGUUGGCCUACGUUACUGGAAGAAGAGACUGCUGCGUGUUUAUCAUAAAGUUUAUCACCUGGAGAAUGAGGACUACGAAGCAUCCUGAAGAAAUUAUACUCUCGUUGGAACUCAUUAAUGCAUGCGUAGAGCGAAUGGGACCAUACUUUUUGGCUCUCAUGACAAAGCCUUGCAUGCGCACAUUUCGCAAAAUCUUGUUCAUGACAACGCUCAAGCACUCCCUGGCCUCGGGGAUGAAGAAGCAAAUUACCAAGCUGCUGGGAAAGAAUACAUUUGUACAUCCAGGAGUGUCCACCGAUGUAAGGAUCCAUAUUUUCAAAGCCAAGACGUUGUAUAUGAUCCAAUUGUGGUAUGGGCCAAAAUGUGGUUGCGAUAAGAUUCCACAAUACCUUGGUAUAACUGCCAAGAAGGAUCCUAGUCCACUAUCCAUUACAGGUUUUGUUGCCUAUACCCAUUCCAGUAAAAAUUCAUUUACCCUCAAGGGAACUUUGGAUGGAAAUGAGAAGCUUGGAGAUGGAGAAGAUAUCACAAAUGUUACCAAGGUAUCAAUUUAUUACUGGGACGGGGAUGAAAAUGAAAAGAAUGCAAAACCUCUCAUCCUAGAAGUUAAGAAGGAUGGUCAAAUUCAACAAGAGUACUACAUUAAGUAUGAAAGCGAUGAACGAGAAUUAGGAGAUAAGGGUGACACUACUGUUUGGAAGCAUCAGGGACAUUCUGGAGAUAUAUCGCUGCAAGAUAUACUUGAUGACCGCAAUUGUGCUAUAAAUAAACGUGUUCCACUAGAUAUUGAGAACCCAAACAAGUAUCUAAACUUUAGUUCUGAUCGUUCAAAGGGUGUAAAGAUAAAGCUCACUUCUUUGCAACGUCUUAAUGGGAGUGAAUACGUGGUUACCACUUACAAGAUUUCUGAUCCUAAUCUGAAACUAUCUAGAGUAGAACAUGAAAAUAAGAAGAUUGGUGAGAUCGUGGUUCCUGAGAAUACAUUGGAUGGAAUCCGACUGUACUCAUCUUCAGGCAUUUCCGAAAGGCUUCCUAUUGCGCUCGAGCUUAAGUCAACUGGUGGAGGGGAUGCCAAAUGGUAUUAUAGCAAAAGUCCAGACGGUAAAGGUUGGAACAAUGUUAAUGGAAAUACAAGUGGCUUUUAUGAUGAUAAAGAGUUUUCCAUCGGUAAGCCUACCGAGGAACUUACCAAUAAACUAGAUGAGAUUGUCUGCUCAAAUUACAACUCAGUUACUAUUGAUAUAUCCUAUAGUAAUUCUAUGAGUCAUACUAAGAGCAAGGAGAAGGGAGAUGAAAAGUAUUGUUGUAGUGUAUGUGGUAAUAAGAAAGUCGCCGUGGAGGAAAUAGAAGUUAAGGAUAAAAAACAUAUGGGUUCUACAAAAAUAUACAAACACUCCAUUGAAGGUGGUGGAUUAAAGCUUGGUGGUAUUAAGUUCUAUCUCAGAGAUGACGUAUAUAAAAAGAACAGGAAACGUAUAACAUCUGGCACACUACGACUACCUGCUGACGGACCAAUUGAUGUAUAUGCAUUUUAUUGCGGAGAUAAUCCAGUUAUUAUAUAUCUACAUUACAGAAAUAAUCCUAAAAAUUCAAGAUGGUAUAGAAAAGAAAAAAGCAAAAAUGCUGAUAAUAAGCCAUGGAGAAAGACAGGUCAACUAAGUAGCAUCAAGUCAAGACAUCUGGAUAAAGAAGGACUCAGUUGUGGAAAUUGGAAUAAGCUCGUGGAUGAACUUCGGAAACGAAAAUGUAGCCAACUGCAAAACUGUACAAAUUCUGACGAAUCUUCACAGGAUAGUAGAGAACAAUUAUCCACAGCCGAUGAAGAAGGAGGCGAAGAAAAUGAGGAUUCUGAUGAUGAAAUGACAGAACCUGUGAAAAAUAUCGGAACAUAUGGAGCUAGCGCGCUUGGUGCCAUAACAUCUUCAGUCCUAGAGGAAUUUGUAGAAAAAGCACUUCCACAAGUUGUUAAAGUGACAAAGGAUGUCAUAGAUUCUAAAGCUUUUAAGACUGAAUAUUUCAAGGCUAAUCAUAGUAAUCAGCUCUCUAAAGACUUAGCAACCAUUGGAGAAGCGGGAUCCGUUGUGGUUGGAGAGUUGGGGAAACAGAGUAAAAAGAUUUUUGACGUAACAGAAAAGGCUGUUGGUAUAGUUAGUAGUGCUAUCAAAACUGUCACCGGAUUGCCCUCUGCUAAACCUGAAGCUCCUGAAUCUCAAACUACUCUUGCUGCCAAAGUUACUGCUCCUACUUCUAUUCCUAAUCCUUCUCAACCUACUCCUAAACAAUCUCCUGGAGGAUCUUCUCCUGCUCCUGCUGCUCCUAAAAAACCUACUUCUACUUUGGCCAAGGUUGGGUAUGGGUCUGCUUCAGUUCUGGGAGGUGGAGGAGCUGUAGGAGAAACAUUCUUGUUGGACCAGGGUGUAUUCCCGGUAUUUUUCGAAGGUUAUAAAGAUUUAAGGGAACGGGGCGUUCGUUUUCCUGCCAUUGACCCUGCGGACAAGUCGCGCAUAAAUACAUCAAUCCAGGUUCCUCGUCCUUACGUUACGACUGGUGGAACUACACUCCCGCUUUCACCGGAUGAACUUGACAAACUCUUGAAAAUUGUUAGCAACAUCGAUAACCUAAAACCAGGUCCAGAAUUCGAUCGUUGCAUCACUUAUCUCCGCGCAACAAAGAAUAAGAUCGUGGACAGUAUUAGCAUUUUGACUGAGGAGUGCGCUCGUUCCAACUCAGAUACCGAAGCUCGCUUAUUGGAUAAAAUGCUUACAUUGAAUGACGCAAUCGGUACGCACCUCAAGGUCGCUGCCUAUACAGUAGGUGGUAGCACUCCUCAAGGUUAUACUGCGGGCAGUACCAGUGCUCAGGGCUUUGAUAAUGACCCAUUUAGGGGAACGAUUUACGACGAGGGAAAUAACUUUGACAAGGAUCUUGCGUUUGAAGAUGGUUCAGACAAGGCAGGUGAUUUAUUGAAUUUGGAUUCCGAGGAGUCGGAGGCUGACGAUGGCUUUGGUGACGCUAUCGAAAAGUUUAACGAGGACAGUAGCAGGGAUCUGUUUGCAGAUUUCGACUUUGGGGAUACCAAGAGCAGUUCAUUUGGCGCGAAAUCAAGCAGCCAAGUGGACACCAAGAAGAAGAACUACUUUGACGACCUGCUCCAGAUCGACCUGUUUAGUACCAGCGAAGCUUCUUCAAGCACCGCUAGGACCCUUGUCAAGGACGAACCGAGCAGGUCUUCCACUGGAAGAAAUGCUCCAGCUGUCUGGGCAGAGCACGAAGAGGAUGAGGAAGAAGAAGAAGUACACGCACCAACUUCCGAACGCGAAAAGGACGAAGGAACGAAAAAGACGCUAAAUGAGAUGGUUUCCGAGUUUGAUACCCUGGAUUUAGACUUUGGUCACAUGUCAGUCACCGGUUUCUAG